Molecule: messenger RNA, 882 nt
Organism: Zophobas morio
Lineage: Eukaryota; Metazoa; Arthropoda; Insecta; Coleoptera; Tenebrionidae
Product: protein takeout-like
Exons: 4
Coding region: 89-820 (243 amino acids)
Source: RefSeq, a predicted model, not a curated record
UCCCCUCGUUUUUCCUAAAAAACUACUUUGUAAAACCCGUCUAUAAAAGCGGACUUUUUCGUCCGCCCGCUCUUAAAACCGACCCAUCAUGCGAACAUUGCUCACCUUCGUACCACUGCUGGUACUCAGCACCGCUGCCAAAAUACCCCCCAACUUCCACAAGUGCAACCGGAACAGCCCGGAUUUCCAAACCUGUCUGUUACAGUCCGCCAGAAAGGGGAUACUGGAGUUGGUUAGACCCUACCCGGAACUGACCAUCCCCAGCCUGGACCCUUUCGAGCUCCCGGAAGCCACCAUCGGAGGGACCGAGGGACCAGUGAACAUCCAGCAAAAGUUCAAAAAGUGCAAGUUCUACGGACUGCCGAAGUUGCAAGUGGACGAUUUCGAAUUCAGUUUUCAGGAGAAGUGGGCCAAAUUGAGUGGGGUGUUCCCCGAAAUCCAAAUGCUGUGCGACUACGAGAUGAAAGGGCAGGUUUUGGUGGUACCGGUUGAUGGAAAAGGCAACAGCACGAUUAUUCUGAAGAAUGUUAAAGUCUGGGAUGUUCUUUCGUACGAGGAAACGAAGAAGAAGGGGAAGACGUACCCGAGGUUUAAGACCAGUUCGCUGAAGAUUGAUCCGGAGUUGGUGGUUUUUGAUUUUGAGAGUCGGGUUGAUAAGGCUUUCACUGAUAAUCUUAAUUUGGUUUUGAAUGAUAACUGGAAGGCGAUUUUUGGGGAUGUUAAAGGGAGUUAUGAGCAGAUGUUCGACCAGAUUGUCUUGAGUGUGGUUAAUAGUUUUUUCACGAAAGUGACGUUGGAAGAGGCUUUUGAUAGUGCGUGACCACCCAGAAGACCUGGAAGUCAUAAAAUGUGAUACAUUUUUUAAAUAGAUUGUAAAAUUAU